Molecule: messenger RNA, 3602 nt
Organism: Agrilus planipennis (emerald ash borer)
Lineage: Eukaryota; Metazoa; Arthropoda; Insecta; Coleoptera; Buprestidae
Gene: NKCC
Product: bumetanide-sensitive sodium-(potassium)-chloride cotransporter
Exons: 18
Coding region: 389-3502 (1037 amino acids)
Biological process (GO): sodium ion transmembrane transport; sodium ion homeostasis; chloride transmembrane transport
Cellular component (GO): membrane
Molecular function (GO): sodium:potassium:chloride symporter activity
Source: RefSeq, a predicted model, not a curated record
AUCGACGUCUCGUUCCUCCGAUUCAGUCAGUCGUGGUACGUAAACGUUGGAACAACAAGAGUACGCAAUAAUCCACAAAAAAGCAAAAGAUCGCCGGCGCAGUUCAUAUUUCGUGUUCGUGGACGUUCACAUCUUCUGUUUUCCAUCCACCGCACGUGUGUGCUUUGGGCUGGCGUUCGACGUCGUCGCGUCCUUUGAACGGUGUGCGAGCUUUUAGAGUGGCGUCGCCGUCGUGACGCGACUUACCACCAGUUGCCAGGGGCUUUCGCACGGGUUUUGAACUUUCGUGACAAAGAGAAACGACCAAAAGUAUUUUACAAUGAGUUUCUUCAACUUUUGUUUUAUACAUUAACGGUCCUUGCAGAAUACGAAGAGGGAGCAAACAAAGAUGGACGGACGAUUUACUAUUAGUGACAUUCAAGAAAAUAAUACGAGCGAUUACAAUAAUAAAAACAUGCACACUAAUCUCGGUAUAGACAAUGUUGCAUUAGAAUUGUACGAGAAUGGGGUCUUUGAUAAGGAUACGGGCAAAGAUGAACUGAAGGACCUACCAUCGAGAACGUCUGUUACAUGUUUGCAGGAUGGUAACACUGUAGCCCGUAAGAAAUCCCUUGUCCAGUUGACCAGAGAAGCUUUACCACGAUUGGAAAAUUACAGAAACUCAAGGCGAAAAAGGCCAUCCAUUGGCGAAUUAUUACACGGCAGAAAUAGUUCAGUUAAGGAAAAUAGUAGUACAAAUGACGAAAAGAUUCCAAUUGAAGCAACAACACAUACUGAAGGUAUUAAAUUAGGGUGGAUUCAAGGGGUUAUGAUACCAUGUCUUCUCAACAUUUGGGGUGUAAUGCUUUUCCUACGCCUGGCGUGGAUUGUUGCUCAAGCUGGAAUAGGUGAAUCGUUACUUACAAUUGCAAUUUCAACGGCUGUUUGUGUUAUAACAACGUUAUCCUUGUCAGCAAUUUGUACAAAUGGGGAAGUAAAAGGGGGUGGAAUUUAUUUCAUAAUAUCGCGUUCCCUUGGUCCGGAAUUCGGUGCUUCAGUGGGGAUAGUGUUUGCGUUCGCAAAUGCGGUAUCGGCAUCGAUGAACACCAUCGGGUUCUGUAACUCGCUGAACGAUCUGCUGAAAGAGCACGAUCUUAAGAUUAUCGAUGGUGGAAACAACGACGUCCGUAUCGUAGGGGUGAUAGCGAUUGCGGUCAUGAUUCUCAUUUGUGCCAUCGGUAUGGAAUGGGAGUCGAAAGCCCAAAACUUUCUCAUCGCCAUCAUCCUUGGCGCUAUGGCCGAUUUUAUGAUUGGAGCGAUAAUGGGACCAAAAAGUGACGACGAAGCUGCGAAAGGAUUCACGGGAUUUACAGUUAGUACCUUCUCUGAAAACUGGUAUUCCGCUUAUAGGACGCAGGACGGUAUCACGUACGAUUUUUUUCAAGUCUUCGCAAUCUUUUUUCCUUCAGUAACAGGAAUUCAAGCAGGUGCCAACAUUUCUGGUGACUUAAAGGUAAGUGUCUAUUAUCAANAUUUGACCGAUUUAGCCAACGGUACAUUGACCAACUGUGUUGAAGAUUUGAGCUGUCAAUAUGGACUUUUCAAUAGUUAUACGAUAAUGCAACUGAUGUCAGCAUGGGGACCUUUUAUCUACGCGGGAUGCUUCGCUGCAACCCUAAGCACGGCUCUGACCAAUCUACUGUCCGUUCCCAGACUUAUACAAGCUCUUGGAAAAGAUAAGAUAUAUCCCGGAUUAAUAUUCUUUUCAAAAGGGUACGGAAAAGCUGGAGAACCGUACAGAGGAUACGUGUUGACCUUCUUUGUGUCUUCAGCUUUUCUCUUAAUUGCCGAACUUAAUGCGAUCGCUCCGCUAAUAUCAAACUUCUACUUGGCAUCCUACGCUCUCAUAAACUUUUGCACAUUCCACGCGGCGCUCAUUAAACCAUUGGGGUGGAGGCCCACGUUCAAGUACUACAACACUUGGUUGAGUUUAUUCGGUUUUGUUAUGUGCGUCGUAAUCAUGUUUCUAAUUAGCUGGUUGACAUCGCUUCUGACAUUCAUUGUCAUCCUUGGCCUGUAUUUGGUUGUUGUUUACAGGAAACCAGAUGUAAACUGGGGUUCUUCCACCCAAGCUCAAACAUAUAAAACGGCAUUAACUAACACACUCAAUCUAAUCAAUAUCGGGGAACACGUUAAGAAUUACAAGCCCCAGGUUAUGGUUUUCUGCGGCAAACCUUCUUCAAGGACUCCGCUGUUGGAUUUCGCCAAUCUAAUUACGAAAAAUCACUCUCUCUUGUUGGUAGCCGAAAUUUCAAAUGAGCACUUGGACUAUCGAACUCGAUCAGCGAAAGUAAAGGCAGGUUAUGAUUGGUUAAGGAAAAAUAAAAUAAAGGCAUUUUAUACUCUUAUUGACGGAGUGGAACGAGAUGUUGGAGCCAGUGCUCUGUUUCAAACGGCUGGAAUAGGAAAAUUAGUUCCUAAUGUAUUGCUGCUGGGCUACAAGAAUGACUGGAAGACCUGUCCUUAUAAGGACGUUGUCACGUAUUUCAAUAUCCUUCGUACGGCUUUUGAAAAUCGCUACGCAGUGGCGAUCCUUCGUCUUCAAGAUGGUCUGGACCACAGUAAGCUUACGGGUGACGAAGAUAAUCCUUCUAACAGCGCAUCCAAUGAUCUUUCACUCGGUCAAUCGUCGGGCAUUCAUACGUCAGCCUCAACUCAUUUAAUGCGUGUCGAUUCCAAUGUAGAUAUAUCAUUUAUCAACGUUCCUGAAAGCGUAUCGUCCUCUCAUCCCAGUAUUAGUGAGUAUGUCUUAAAAUAUUUUGCACCAUUCAAAAACACACCAAAUGUUUCAUCCAACAAAAAACAAAGAAAAAGAAAUGAAGCUAUUGCACACAUUCUAUCAUCGCAAAAUGGUGACAUUCAAAUUCCAGGAUAUGUUCUAGAGAAAAUAACCAUAUUCAGGAGGAAACAACCGAAAAGAACCAUUGACGUUUGGUGGUUGUACGACGAUGGUGGAUUAACGAUGCUAUUGCCAUACAUAAUUUCUACCAGAAACAACUGGUCUUCCUGUAAACUGAGGGUAUUCGCCCUGGUUAAUAACAGGAAUGAACUGGAAACUGAAGAACGAAAUAUGGCCAAUCUGCUUUCCAAAUUUCGUUUGGACUAUUCCAGCCUUCAAAUGGUACAAAUUUCUGAUAAGCCGAAAGAAGAAACGAUACAGUAUUUUAAUGAUUUAAUCGCCAAGUUCCGUGUCAGUGAAAAAGGUGAAAAUGAAGACGGCGUUAUAACCGAUUUAGAAUUAGCGACUUUGCAAGAAAAAACAAACAGGCAGCUACGUUUAAGGGAAUUACUUUUAGAAAAUUCCAGCUCAGCAUCCUUGGUUGUAAUGUCGCUACCCAUGCCCAGGAAGGAAAGUGUCUCACCAAUACUGUACAUGGCAUGGUUGGAAGUACUUACGCAAAACCUACCCCCUUAUGUUUUAGUAAGAGGCAACCAACAGUCAGUUUUGACAUUUUAUUCUUAGACAAUGCUUUUUUUUUAUUUAAUUACGAUCAGUAUUUACCCAAACUAAGUGUCAUUUACGAGAGCUUUAGUAAAAUAUAUUUAAUAAAUAGACUAUUAUG